AUGGCGCAUCACGAGCAGCGCGACACCCCCGUCGGGGACUCUGUUCUGGCCAUCGUUGGCGCUUUCACCAGCGGACUCGACGUCUUCAAGCGCCUACGAGAGAGACGUCGCCGUCGGAGGUCCAGCAAGAAGUCUCACCGCGCGACGCCCGCCCAACUCGAGCCGUCGGGCGACGAGCUACAACUCAGCAACUCGCUCAGGCAAAACCCACUCGACAUCCAGCGCCACUAUGAGAGCAACUAUGCCGCCGUUGGCGAGAAAUUCGCACAGGGCGAUGCAAUUGCCCACGCAUCGCUCACCGAAGUCCUACUCAAGCUCAACAGCGGCCUCGUAGCCAUCAUCGGAGCCUUCUUAUCCCCGGGCAAGAAUGACCACCAUCCCGACUACAAGUCGCUCACAAGUCUCUCCGACACGUCGAGGGCCGAGGCCAUUGACGCUCUGGGCCAACUCUACCAACGUCUCUCUCAGUCACAGCUUGUCCUGGAUCGGGUCCGACACAAAUGCCCAAGCUGCGGCAGCCACCACCACCAUGAUUGUGGAUCAUCAGCGAAUCCGAGGCAGCGUGGUGGUUGUGCCAACGCCAAACGGAUACCCGGCGCUAAGCCUAAACCGAGACGAUCCCAGACGGAGCUUGUCAUCGUUCGGAGGCCUCGCAACAGUGCCAAGUAUCCUCCUAUGAAGAAGCCUUCUUCCGCGGCUUUAGCAUCGAGAUCGCAACGGCAAAGCAAUAAUGCCUCCUCUGGUUCAUCCGCCUCGACGCCUGUCACCACGUCGUUCCCACCCGUAGACCUUCCACCCAGGCCUCAGCUUCCUCGUUCCCAGUCAACCUCCACCAGCAGGUCCGACCCCCCGCCCAGUUACAGCAAAGCCACAGCCAUGUCUCAACCCCCCUCGCGUGAAAUGUCUCUCACCAGGAAACCCGUCAAGGCUCCAGUAGCUGCUGCUCCAACGACCGCAAAACCCCAGGUCAAGGCCCCAGCAGCUGCUGCUCCAGUAACCGCAAAAGCUCAGGUGCCUGCCAUCACCGCACCUCCCCUCCAGCGCCCAGAGACCUGGCCCCACGGACCUCGACCCUUGCGUGAAGCCAACGCCCUGCCCAUCAUCCCUCCACAGGAGCCGCCACAGCCGCAGCGUCAACAGGAGCAUCAGAACCCUCUGGCUCAUCUUCAACCCGCUCCCCUUGUCAUCCCGCAACGCCCGCCCCGCCAACAAGCCACCGCUGCCGCUGCCGCCGCCCCUCCUUUAUUCCAACCAGCCCGCCCACCCAAAUUCCCCGUCUCGACCGCCGCCCUCGCCGAACUCCCCGGCAGUAGCAUCGCACCAGCCCCGCCGCCACCACCACCACCAAACCCCAACGUCCUCCACCGCCGCCAGCCGCCCGCCCCACCGCCAAAGAAGCAGCACCUGCAAGCACCGCAGCGCCCACGCCCGCUCAACUCAGAGCAACAGCAACCCCGCACCAGCACCAGCGGCUCCGUCAACCUGCACCUCCACCCGUCCGCCCAACUCUCGGCCGGCUCCACCUCCUCUCGCAGUAGAGCCACCACCACCGCCGCCGCCGCAGCCGCCCUGACCACCACGCCGUCGACGUACAGCUUCUCGUCCGACAGCACCAAGCUGGGCGAGAUCCCCAUGCGCAAGUGGACGGUCCCGUGGGACUACGCGGCCAUGGAGCGCGCGAACGCCGAGGCGGCGGCGCUGAGGGGCAAUUUGCCGGCGAUGGAGGUGGGACAGAUUCCGGGCGAUGGGGGCAGGCGGAGAGGGGGGUUGUUGAGGUUUUUGAGGAGGGGGGAGUGA
Molecule: messenger RNA, 1797 nt
Organism: Lasiodiplodia theobromae
Lineage: Eukaryota; Fungi; Ascomycota; Dothideomycetes; Botryosphaeriales; Botryosphaeriaceae
Exons: 2
Coding region: 1-1797 (598 amino acids)
Source: RefSeq, a predicted model, not a curated record